AUGCACACCAGCAUCAGCGAGAUCCUGAAGGAGAAGAGCCUGAAGCCGUCUCGCCGCAGCCUGCCCUGCCUGGCCCAGAGUCAGACUCAUCCAAUCAACCUCAACCACUUCCUGUCUGUGCCUCUGAGCCCGGAGCCCAAACCAGAGGUCGAAGCUCUGAGUCAGAGCAUCAGCACUUCCUGCAGCAUCCUCCCCCCACAGACAGCAGAGGAUGGCAAGGAUCGUUAUACAGAGGAGUCCGAGGUGACUACAUGUGAAACGAGAGCGGACCAGUCAUUCCUGCUACAGAAGCCCUCCAUUCGUGCUAAGCUAGAGGCCCGUACGGAUUCACUAAAGGGAAAGAAAGCUGUUCAUUCCUCUGGACUCUUUUUCCGAGAUGGGAAAAAACGCAUCGACUACAUCCUGGUUUACAAGAAGUCCAGUCCACAGGUGGAGAAAAGGUGCACGUUCGAGAAGAAUUUACGUUCUGAGGGCCUGAUGUUGGAGAAAGAGCCGUCGCUGACGAACAACGACAUCAUGUUUGUGAAGGUCCACGCUCCUUGGGACUCACUUUGCAAAUAUGCAGAGCAGAUGAACAUCAGAAUGCCUUUCAGGAAAAAAUGUUACUUUUCAGACCGGAAGAGCAAAGCAUUGGGCAGCAGGUUCCAUCGGAGAUGUCGUCAGAUAAAAAGCUGGCUUCCCAGAAAUCCCAUGAAGCUGGACAAAGAGGCCUUGCCUGACCUGGAGGAGACCGACUGCUACACAGCCCCGUUCAGCAGAGCGCGCAUGCACCACUUCACUAUCAACAACAGAGGAACCUUCUUCUCCAACUCCACCAGAAGCAGAAUCGUCCAUCAUGUCCUGCAGCGCACCAAGUACGAGGAGGAAAAAUUAAAGAUGGGUAUCAACCGGUUAUUGGGCAACAACACCUACGAGGCUGCAUUUCCUCCUCAUGAGGGUGGUUACAAGAGCCGACAUCCAAUCAAGACACACGGAGCCCAGAACCAAAGGCAUCUUCUGUACGAGCGCUGGGCCCGCUGGGGCAUGUGGUAUAAAUACCAGCCUCUUGACCUCAUCAGACGUUACUUUGGUGAGAAAAUCGGCCUCUACUUUGCGUGGUUGGGCUGGUACACCGGCAUGUUGAUCCCAGCUGCCCUGGUUGGCGUUUUUGUCUUCCUCUACGGCCUCUUCACCAUGGACUCUAGUCAAGUCAGUAAAGAAAUAUGUGAAGGCAACACAACCAUCAUGUGUCCCAUGUGUGAGGAGAACUGUGGCCCGUGGACCCUGAGUGACAGCUGCGUCUACGCAAAGGUGACCCAUCUGUUUGACAAUGGCGGCACUGUGUUCUUUGCCAUCUUCAUGGCUAUUUGGGCCACGGUAUUCCUGGAGUUCUGGAAAAGAAGGAGAGCAGAGCUGACUUAUGACUGGGAUCUCAUUGAUUGGGAAGAGGAAGAGGAGGAGCUGCGGCCUCAGUUCGAAGCCAAGUACUCCAGGGUGGAGAGGGUCAACCCCAUCUCUGGCAAGCCCGAGCCGUUCCAGCCGUUCUCAGACAAACUCAGCCGGCUGAUGGUGUCUGUGUCCGGAAUAUUCUUCAUGAUUUCCCUGGUUCUGACGGCCGUGUUUGCCGUGGUGGUGUUCCGCCUCAUAGUGAUGGAGAAGUUUGCCUCCUUCAACUGGAAGUUUGUGAAGAAGAACUGGCAGUUUGCCACCUCCGGCACCGGCGUCUGCAUCAACUUCAUGAUCAUCAUGUCUCUCAACGUGGUGUAUGAAAAGGUGGCCUAUCUGCUGACUAAUUUAGAGCAUCCGCGGACCGAGUCGGAGUGGGAGAACAGCUUCGCUCUGAAGAUGUUCCUCUUCCAGUUUGUAAAUCUGAACAGCUCCACGUUUUACAUCGCCUUCUUUCUUGGAAGGUUUGCUGGCAGGCCCGGAAAAUACAAUAAACUCUUUAAUCGAUGGAGACUGGAGGAGUGUCACCCGAGCGGCUGUUUGAUUGAUCUGUGCCUGCAAAUGGGAGUCAUCAUGUUCUUCAAACAAAUCUGGAACAACUUCAUGGAGCUCGGAUAUCCCUUGCUGCAGAACUGGUGGUCUCGCAGGAAGUUAAAGAAAGGAGGUGGAGGAGGGCAGAAUGUAGACAAUAAAGCCCAGCUCCCCCAGUGGGAAAAAGACUGGAAUCUGCAGCCGAUGAACACCCAUGGACUGGUGGAUGAAUACCUUGAAAUGGUUCUCCAGUUUGGCUUCACCACCAUCUUUGUAGCAGCAUUCCCGCUGGCUCCUCUCCUGGCUCUGCUCAACAACAUCAUCGAGAUUCGUCUUGACGCCUACAAGUUUGUCACUCAGUGGAGGAGACCCAUGCCGGCCCGAGCCACUGACAUCGGUAUCUGGCAUGGGAUCCUCGAAGGAAUCGGCGUGCUGGCGGUCAUCACCAACGCCUUUGUCAUCGCCAUCACCUCAGACUACAUCCCCCGCUUUGUGUACGCCUUCAAAUACGGCCCGUGUGUGGACAAGGGGCAUCACCACGAGGAUGAGUGUCUGCGAGGCUACAUGAACAGCAGCUUGUCUGUGUUUGACAUGGGCGAGUUCAAAAACAGCAGCCAGUCCAGGUACUGCAGGUACCGGGACUACAGAGCGCCGCCCUGGAGCCCGGUCCCAUACGAGUUCACCCUGCAGUUCUGGCACGUCUUGGCUGCCAGGCUGGCCUUCAUCAUCGUCUUUGAGCACCUGGUGUUUGGGAUCAAGUCCUUCAUAGCGUACCUCAUUCCGGACAUGCCGAAGGGCCUGUGUGAUCGCAUGAGGAGGGAGAAGUACCUGAUGCAGGAGAUGAUGUACGAAGCCGAGCUGGAGCACCUGCAGAAGGAGCGGAAGAAGAACGGACGGCGGUAUCACCACGAGUGGCCUUAG
Pleuronectes platessa (European plaice) is the source of this 2877-nucleotide messenger RNA. RefSeq names its product anoctamin 3 (gene ano3). Gene Ontology annotation, biological process: chloride transmembrane transport. The transcript is spliced from 24 exons. Gene Ontology annotation, molecular function: protein dimerization activity; chloride channel activity. The coding region runs from base 1 to 2877 and encodes 958 amino acids. Gene Ontology annotation, cellular component: plasma membrane. The record is from RefSeq and is a predicted model, not a curated record. NCBI's taxonomy places the organism in Eukaryota, Metazoa, Chordata, Actinopteri, Pleuronectiformes, Pleuronectidae.